Messenger RNA from Cyprinus carpio (common carp), 2366 nucleotides. It is a transcript of the gene f7l, whose product is annotated as coagulation factor VII, like. Gene Ontology annotation, biological process: proteolysis; blood coagulation. Gene Ontology annotation, molecular function: serine-type endopeptidase activity; calcium ion binding. Lineage: Eukaryota; Metazoa; Chordata; Actinopteri; Cypriniformes; Cyprinidae. The record is from RefSeq and is a predicted model, not a curated record. Gene Ontology annotation, cellular component: extracellular region.
UAUUGUGCAAUCUGCUGUCCGUGUGUCCAGACCACAGCCGAUGAGUUACGGACUUCGAACCUGAAGCAAAAACAUCAUGGAGUACAACCUGAACAGAAUGAAGCUCUGCCACAUGAUCCUGGCGCUGCUCGCCAUCCCAGUGUGCUUUGGGCUUCCAUCAGUCUUCCUCAGUAAGUCUGAGGCAAACCGGGCAUUAAAGCUUCGAGUCCGACGGGCAAACUACUUCCUGGAAGAGCUGAAGCUGGGCAAUCUGGAGAGAGAGUGUCUAGAGGAGAUCUGCUCUUAUGAGGAGGCCAGAGAGAUCUUCACCCUCCCCAAACAACUGGAAGAUUUCUGGAAGAGAUACACAGAGGAGGAUCAUUGUCAGCCGGGACCGUGUCAGAACGGAGCCACGUGUGUGGAUCAGGUAAACGCAUACAUCUGCGUCUGUCCAGUGAACUUUGAGGGGCGACAUUGCGACAAAGAAAUAUUUCCACCCACUUCCUACGGAUGUUUGUACAAGAACGGCGGCUGCGAGCACUUCUGUGUAGAAAUCAGUGAUUCGACCCAUCGCUGUGAUUGUGCACCUGGAUACACACUACAGACAGACAACAGCAGCUGCAUGCCGCAGGAUCGAUUCCCGUGUGGGAGGCUGGUGCAGAAGGGUGUGGGUCCGAGGAUAGUGAAGGGUGACGUGUGUCCUAAAGGACAGUGUCCGUGGCAGGCUUUACUACAGCAUAAUGAACAGUAUAAAUGCGGUGCCGUUAUUCUAGAUUCCCAAUGGAUUCUCACCGCAGCUCACUGCGUUUGGGAGAAGGAUCCAAACAUCUUACAAGUAACAGUUGGUGAACACAUCCGUGGGAAAGAUGAAGGAACCGAACAGACGAGGAAAGUGUCUAAAGUGUUCGUCCACCCGCGGUACAACCACUCCAGCGCUGACAGCGACAUCGCCCUGCUGCGUCUGCACAGCCCCGUCACGCUAGACGCCUUCGCUAUUCCCAUCUGCCUUCCUCCCGUUAACGGCACCUUCGGACGCACCAUUGGAGCCAUUCGCAUGUCCACCGUCAGCGGAUGGGGUCAUCUGUCGCAGUCCGGUCCGUCGUCUCCGGUUCUUCAGCGGCUGGAGGUGCCGAGGGUCUCUUCAGAAGAGUGCAAGGCAAAGUCGGGCCUGAAGGUGACCAGGAACAUGCUGUGUGCCGGCUUCAUCGAGGGCGGCCGGGACUCCUGUCAGGGGGACAGCGGAGGGCCGCUGGUCACCCGCUAUAAGAACACAUGGUUUCUGACAGGGAUUGUGAGUUGGGGCAAAGGCUGCGCACGCGCUGGCGUCUACGGCAUCUACACGCGCGUGUCUGUCUUUGUGGAGUGGAUCAUGAAGACUGUAGCCGCCGCAUGAAUUCAAGAGUUUAUGAAUGUCGUUAAAGGUGAAGUGUGUUCAGAUUUCAGCCGUUCACACAGUAUACGUGGGCAGUGGAACGGGGAAAACAAGACUCGUUUUUAAAAGCUGAACUUUAAUUAGAGCACUGCGUUUUUAGAAAAGCCUGUCACGCACAAGACGCUGCAAAAGACACGAGAUGAUGGCAUGUGUCAUGACAUGGAUUUUAUAAUUAUUUGAAUUUUACUUAUAAUGUUAAUAAAGUUUUUUGAACAAGAAAACAAAUAAAUAUGAGGGAAAAUGUUAUUUUCAACCCUCACUCUGAAACCACCUGUUUUAAGGGGCGUGUCCUUUAAGGCUUGUUAUGAUUGGCUAACGUAUCAACGCCCCCUCGCUAUUGCAUGUGAGUGUUUCGACAACAUGAUUAAAAUAAAAUGGUUAUUUCCAGACAAAGCAUUCUGAAUCAUUUUCUUCGGUUUAUGAUGCAGCUCUAGCUCCGCUUCAUCUAUCAACGAAUGAUUCUUUGUGACUCUCCGUGACACUGAGCCUCGUUUACAAAACUAAUCAAGCUAUGAAACUUGCAGGAUGUUUAGAUGGUACAAAGACCUCUUAUGUGCCAAAAGAUCAAAGCAAAUUUGAUUUCUCGUGUCAUGACUCCUUUAAACAAUGGAAAAGUAUGGCAGUGGAAUGGAAAAACGUGUUUAGUGUGAACGGCCCCUAAUUCCUGAAACACUUUCACAACAUUGAUCUGUUUGAGCGGCCGACAUGUUAACAUCUAACCAAUCAUGUGAGUUUGGGCUGGACUUGGAGGAAAAACAGGUAUUGGAAAAUGACAAAAAAAAAAAAAUAACAAUCUUGUUAUUUUUGCAUUUCAGUUUGCAAAGCACACUUCACCUUUAAAGACACAUAAAGACACAUGUUAGUGAAUAUACUAAAAGAUGGCAGAACGUGAAAUUAUAUUAUCUGUCACUGGAACAUGCACAUACAUAAACACAAAUAAACUCUUUUAAAUGCU